Molecule: messenger RNA, 4803 nt
Organism: Phyllopteryx taeniolatus (common seadragon)
Lineage: Eukaryota; Metazoa; Chordata; Actinopteri; Syngnathiformes; Syngnathidae
Gene: cdh13
Product: cadherin 13, H-cadherin (heart)
Exons: 16
Coding region: 289-2592 (767 amino acids)
Biological process (GO): cell morphogenesis; cell-cell junction assembly; homophilic cell-cell adhesion
Cellular component (GO): adherens junction; catenin complex; plasma membrane
Molecular function (GO): cadherin binding; calcium ion binding
Source: RefSeq, a predicted model, not a curated record
CUCUCGUGCACCUUCAGACUCCCGACUCCUCCUCCAUCACUCCGCCUCCUCCUCGCCCCCCCUCCUCCAUAAAUCCGCGUCGGCGGUGGUCUGCCUCAACUAUCAAUCGCUGCGCCGGUGUCAGUGCAGCAGCAGUUUAUCGGGGCCAAGUUGGCAGCUGGAGGCGCGCACGGCGGAACUGGUCGCGUCUCUCGAACGGCGGAAUUAUGAGCAGAGCGCAGGCUGCCUCUGUCGCCCUGUCCUGAGCCCGUGUCCGUUCCACACCGCCAGAAAUUUGCACCCAACGCGAUGGAGACCGGAGUCCGCAUUUUCUUGCUUUUCCUCGUCCACCAGACUUUUGUGGUUGGCCGACAGGAAGGACACCGUGAGGGCUGUGUGCCCGGUUUCCAGGUCAAACAAUACCAGGUGGCAUACAGGACAACUUUCGAGAAAGGCCUGCCACUUCUACAAGUUGAAUUUGAUGAUUGUGCUGGUAAUGAAGAUGUGGCCUUUGAGGUGUCUGUCACCAGCUUCCGAGUCGACGGUGACCUGACCUUGGUGCCUCUGCGAGAUGUGACAUACAGCGGGCCGGUCAUAUUCAUCCACGGGAUUAGUGCUCAUGCAGAUGACAUGGCACAGGUGGACAUAACUGGACUACCGUCACCGCAAGCUCUCAAGAUCCUGGGUCUGCCACAUAGAUUGAAAAGAGCCCUGCUGGUUCCUCCAAUGAUUGUCACUGAGAACCAGAGAGCCCCAUUCCCAAGGAUUAUUGGCAGGUCUCAUGUGAUCUCAACAGAGAAGUCGUGGGACCAUAUUUUUCGACUGACAGGACCUGGUGCUGACCAGGACCCCAAAGGUCUCUUUACUAUUGACAUAGACACAGGAGACGUGUCAGUCACUCGCUCACUGGACCGAGAGGUCAUCGAUUCAUACCAGCUGGAAGUGUCAACCACAGACCUAAAUGGAAAUCUUGUUGAGGGACCAGUGAUACUCGUCAUCACUGUCAUCGAUCAGAAUGAUAACCGGCCCCUAUUCAAAGAGACGCGCUACACUGGAGAGGUGCUCGAAGGAUCGCCGACAGGAACCACAGUGAUGACAAUGACGGCGUUUGACGCAGACGAUCCCGCGACUGAUAACGCCGCUCUGCGCUACAACAUCAUCCGACAGUCACCAGACAAACCAUCCCCGAACAUGUUCUACAUCGACGCAGAGCGAGGUGACAUUGUCACUGUCAUCUCCCCUGCUUUACUCGACAGAGAGACAUUGCCAACCACAACGUAUGAGCUUCAGAUUGUGGCCAAGGACAUGGCAGGAAGUGAGGUGGGCCUGACAGGAACAGCCACAGCAACAAUUACUAUUACGGACAAGAACGACCAUGCCCCUGAGUUCACACAUCCACUGUUUGAAGCCUACGUAUACGAGGGCUCGGCAGGCGUUGUGGUUAACCUGACAAUAGAUGAUAGAGAUGACCCAGCUAAGGGGGCAUGGAGAGCUGUGUACUCCAUCAUCAACGGAGAUCCCACACGGAGCUUCGAGAUCCAGACCAACCCGGACAAUAAUGAGGGAAUGCUUUCGGUUGUCAAGCCUCUGGAUUACGAAGGCACGGCGUUUCACAGGAUAUUCAUCAAAGUCGAGAAUGAGGACCCCCUGGUUCCCGAUGUUGGUUAUGGCCCCAGCUCCACAGCGACCGUUCAAGUCAAAGUUUUAGAUAUCAAUGAAGGACCGGUCUUCUUCCCUGACCCACUGGUUGUCACAAGGAUGGAAAACAUUCCAGUGGAAAGCUUUGUAGGCUCUCUAAAUGCCACAGACCCGGAUAGAUUACAGCUACAGAGUGUCAGGUAUGCCAUUUUGCGAGAUCCAGCAGGCUGGCUGACUGUGAACCAACUGCGAGGAACUGUCAACACUUUGGCCUCUCUGGAUCGUGAAUCUCCUUUUGUUCAUGACAAUAAAUACACCGCCGUGUUCAUCGCCAUUGACAACGGCAGUCCUCCAGCGACAGGUACCGGCACAUUGGUCAUUCACCUGGAAGAUUACAAUGAUAAUGCACCCUUCGUGGUACCGUCAGUAGCACGGGUGUGUGAAGAUGCACAUGAUAUGAAUGUGGCCAUAGUCGGUGGAAGGGACAAGGAUCUACCACCCAACGGGGCGCCCUUCAAGAUAGAGCUGGGAAAACAACUGGGACUAGAUAAAACCUGGAAAGUUACCAGUGUCAACUCGACACACUCCCAAAUCAUGUUGCUGCACAGUCUGAAGACAGCCAACUACCAGCUACCAUUGCUCAUCACUGAUUCAGGGGUGCCUCCUUUGUCCAACAACUCAGAGGUCAAAGUUCAAGUCUGCGUCUGCAAGAAGAAAAAGAUGCUCUGCAGCUCUGCCCACUCACACCACGCCAGCCUUCUCAUCAUGCUCGCAACACUGAUGCUUGCCCUACCUUGCUCCACGUCUAACGCAGAGCGGCUCGGUACACGAGCCCAGCAGGCACCAGGAGAGAUGACUUCUGCCAGAGCUCAUCUCAGACAGCAGCGCCGGGCCACAAAUGCCUGUAGCUUCUGCAAAUUGGCCCUGAAACACCGGAAAGAAACAACUUAUCUCCCGCACACAACGCUGGCUUAGCAGAGAGGACGGAAAAGAAGGAGAAGUCUUCACACCGUGAAAAAUGAUACAUGACAAUGGACACAAUCCCCACAAGCUCAAUUGCUCUGUAAAAAAUCACUUUUCUCUGCUUUCCUUGGUACAGCACUCCUUCCCACAUGAUAUCGCAUCAUCUUUAGUCUGUCUGACUGCCUUUGGCAUUCUGCCCUCGGUCCACACUUACAGUACCCAAAACACCAUGGAUUUUUUAAUCCUUGGGUUUUUUUUUUUUACACUUUCCACCAUCUAACUUUUUUUUGCAGUGUCCAAAACAGUGGGUGUGUGCCAGCCCGUAAAAUGGAUCUCAAUCCAACAUAUCAUGAUUACUUUUGAUGAAGACCAUGAACAAAAAUUGGAAGAUUUUAACCAUUUUGUCACCAUUUUAAGUUUGGAUACAAUGUAUUAUGUCAUAGCAUGGUCCAGCAUCAAGAGAACUGUUUUGAUUUGAUAUUAUUUGAUUGCACUUUGCGUCAUAUAAUCCAUAUUCUACUGAACAAAUGUUCCAUUGAGUGCUUUAAGUCAAUAGAUUUCAUUGUUUUAAUACCCACGACUGGUUAGCACACGCAUGGCAAACAUCUGUCGUACCUACUUGAGAUUAUACAUGCCAUAACUUUACAUACACUUGAACCAUCUAUACUCAUGAGAAACAAAAGUAUUGCUAAUUCCACCAUUACAAAGAUAACAUAACAAUGUUCAAUGAUGUUUAAUUCUCUAAAAUGGCAUUGCAUCAUACUGAGCGGUAUUUCUUAUUCAGCAGCAGGAAAAAAAAGGGAACUUCCGAGUACCAUCAUUAUAUUAAAUUAAUGGUGGGCUUACUCAAAACUGUAAAUGAUCUUUGCAAAAGCAUAUCCUGUAUUCAGUCCACUCUCGGAGUUCAUCGCAUUCCGCUGUGCAGGUUUAUCAAACAAAGUGUCUCCUGAGUGUGUAUUUGGAACCAAAUGCUGGAGGACAGCAGAGUUGCUAAGCCUUUGCAUGUUCUCCCUGUGCUCGUGUGGGUUCUCUCAGCGUAUUCCAGCGUUCUCCCACAGGCCAACAACAAAUAUGCUAGGUUCAUUGAAGCCUAAAUUGAAUGUGAGCGUAACUGGUAGUGUGUCCCGACGUGUCAGCUUUGUGAUUGGCAGGCAAGCAGUCCAAGGUGUACUGUACACCGCCUCUCAUCCUGAGUCGGCUUUUCUGUGACAUUGAACGGGAUAAUUGUUCUCGUAAAUGGAUUCAUUGAUGGAUGGAUGGAUGGAUGGAUGGACAAACACUACAGUUAUCAUUUGAAACUGAUUUUCACUCUUCAGUCCUUUCCAGACUUCUCCUGCUAUCCUGAGUAUUUUUCCUCCACCUUCUACUGUAUGUCAGAGCACUCGCUCCCCCAUAUAACCGGCCUCCCUCUUCCCAUGCCAAGAAACACGGCAAUGGGUGAGACAUUGUCCUGGUGGGCGUAGAGUAUUGGCGUUUUGAUGUGUUCUUUUCUAUUCUCAACAGAAUGUGUUUGAUCUAGUUUCCCUGUUUCAAGGAGAGAAUCUGCCUGUUUCUUUGUCUCCAGUGCUUGUGGUCUCUUUGGACAUGGUGGUAGCCAAUAAGCCUUUAAAGUGGGAAACUCUGGAGUCGUUUCUUCGAUUUACAUGUUUUAAUGCAUUAGUUGUCAUGGAGUGGAAAUAAGUAUAUCUUUAUAGUAAUGGUGUAAACCUUAAAAUAAGUACUGUCAUAUAAAUAUUUUAUUUUUUACCAUUGUAUAAAUCUGCAGUCUUGAUUAACUUAUGUACUUUCAUUGGUUCCCCACACAGACGGUAAUUAGAAAAGGAAUGUUUUUGUUUGUUUGUUUGUUUCCAGUGAACUUGAGCACGAUUUCUAAUGCCAUCGGUGUUGGUGUUGCCUUUUUCAUUGUAACAUCUUUGCUGGUGUUUUUAUUUUUUUAUUGUGAUUAAUUGCAAAAAGGAGUCUUUGAGUUUUCAAUGCUCAUGUGUUUCAAAUUUGGAUCGCCUGAUCUCUCUUCGUCUGUUUAAGUCCUAAGAAUGAUGUAAAAGAAGAAAACAACGAAUGUGUUUGUGGUGCGUAGUUCAUCUUUACUCUCCUGCCUGCACUCAUCAAAUGAGGGGAAGGAGUGCGGGCUCGAUUGGAUCCUCAAAGAAAAAGAAGACAUUUUGAAUGAACAAUGUCUGUCUUUUUGCACUAAUUUAAUAAACCCGUUACUGAAAGAUGCAA